UCUAUGAAUGCUUCCAAAAGCUGAGACGGUGUUCUUUGGUCCGCCCAUUUUUGUCACACCAAUCACUCUUCUUAAUACUACAAAACCCAGCACCUGGAAUCCACGCCUCCUCUGUCUCCUCCAUAACCAAACAAAGCUAGCUUCACUCUUCUUCUACCUCUCUCGGUGUUGAUUGCUUUGCUUUGCUUGUACUGACUGGGCUGAAAUGGAGAGAAGCUUCGGGAAGGUUGUCAAUGCCAACGACAGAGACGAAGAGCUUGCUCUGUUUCUGGAGAUGCGGCGCCGCGACAAGGUCAAGGAGAAAAAUGGCAACUUUCUGCUCCUUCCGACCAAGACCGCCGGCGACGAGUUUGAUGCUGCUCCUCCGCUAGAGUAUGAUAAGGCGAUGUACAAGAUUAAUGGGUCGGCGGCGCCGGAGCGGAGGAGUAGAGUCGAUGAGUUUUUGAACUCGGAGAAUGAGAGAUCGGAGUACGAUUGGCUAAUUACUCCACCUGCUACCCCACUGUUUCCGUCUUUGGAGAUGGAACCCCAAAAAACUUUGGUUAGUCAGAUUGAGGAACCUAAUGCACGCGAUUCCGCUCCAAAAUCUAGGCUAGCAAACACUGCAAAGAUGGAAACUGCUUCAGACAUCAAAGUAGCAUCUAAGCAGUCAGCAUUGCCAUCACGACCGAAUUCUUCCAGUAAUAGUAACAGGAGACCCUCACCAUCAAGAGGGCCAACAGCUGCCCCGCGUAGAUCUGCAACACCAACUGGACGGUCCACAUUACCUUCAUCAACCAAGCCAUCAAGAUCCUCCACUCCCAAUUCACGAACCACCUUACCAUCUGUCAAGCCAGUGGCUCCUCCAGUGAGGUCCUCAACUCCUUCUAGACCCACUGUGCGUUCUUCUACACCAACUGGCAGAGCUUCUGUCCCGGCUUCUAAGACAACAUCAAGAUCGGCAACACCAACCCGGCUGCCAAGUUCAUCAAGUACACCUACACCAUCUGCUCCUCCUGGCCGAUCUUCAGUAUCAAAGUCUGCUCCUCCAAGUUCAAAAAAUUCUGUGCCAUCACGGGGAAGUUCUCCAACAGUGAAAUCAAGGUCCUUGAAAUCCUCAGAUAUGCCUGCUAUCUCACUCGAUGCUCCACCAAAUUUGAGAACCACUUUGCCACAAAGACCUACUUCAGCCUCCAGGGCUCGUCCUGGGGCAUCGAGUGUUAGAUCAUCUUCUGCUGGAGCUGUUUCUAAUGGAAAACCUAGACAGCAAUCAUGUUCACCUUCUAGAGGAAGGGCUGCACAUAGCAAUGCCACUAAUGGGUAUGCUCGUCAAGUCACAAGUAAAUCAUCAUCCAAUGACAGUGAUGAUGUAAACCCUGUACUUAUGGGGACUCAAAGUGUUGAGAGAGUAGUGAACCAGAGGAAACUGGCACCACCGAAGCAAUUUGACCAUUCUACUCAGAAGAAUCCUGAUGGCAAGUCUUCGUCCUCUGACAGCUUAGGCUUUGGAAGAACACUUUCGAAGAAAUCCUUCGAUAUGGCCAUGAGACACAUGGAUAUAAGGCGAAGCGUCCAAGAUAACUUGCAUCCUGUUUUGACAAAAGUUCCAGCUUCCUCGGUUUACAGUGUCCGAACAAGACCAACAAAAAGCAAGACUACUAAUGCUACGGAUUCUCCUCUUGCCACAUGCAGCAAUGCUAGCUCCGAACCAAGUGUCAACAAUAUUUCUGCAUACUUUGAAGGGUGUGAAAUUGAAGACAUUGAUCAUGAAAGUGAAAAAGGCAACUCCUCUCCUGCAUUCGAGCAAGGCAGGUGACCAUUGGUCUUGGGUCAUUGGUUUGCAUCUGUUGUCAUUCUCCUGCCAUUGUUAUUUUACAAAGUUGCCUACUCUACGCGGUAGUUAAGCUCAGCUCAUCUCUGAAAGGAGCUGAUGGUAGAAGGCAAGCUAAACUACUGUAAAUUUUAAAGAACUAAGUCCAAGAGUGCAUGUCUUUUCUGGACCUGCCUAAGUGGAACAAAAAAUCAGGUACAUUCAAUCAGUGAGCUACUUGUUAGCAGUGAUUGUUUGUAUUAGAUCUCAGUUAAUGGAAAUUGAAGGGCUCCCUCAGCUUUUACA
Molecule: messenger RNA, 2095 nt
Organism: Argentina anserina (silverweed cinquefoil)
Lineage: Eukaryota; Viridiplantae; Streptophyta; Magnoliopsida; Rosales; Rosaceae
Exons: 5
Coding region: 206-1795 (529 amino acids)
Biological process (GO): cortical microtubule organization
Cellular component (GO): cortical microtubule
Source: RefSeq, a predicted model, not a curated record